AUGGCGGCGCCCGGGGACCCGCGGCGGCCCUACCGGCUAGCGCAGGAGGGCCGGCUGUGCGCCCUGCGGGAGGAGCUGCGGGGAGCCGGGCGCGCGAGCUGCCCGGGGCCCGCCGGGGACACCCUGCUGCACUGCGCCGCCCGCCACGGCCAUCGGGACGUGCUGGCCUACCUGGUGGAGUCCUGGGACAUGGACAUCGAGGCCGCCAACCGGGACUACAAGCGGCCUCUGCACGAGGCUGCCUCCAUGGGCCACCGGGACUGCGUGCGAUACCUGCUGGGCAGGGGAGCCGCGGUGGACUGCCUCAAGAAGGCCGACUGGACCCCACUGAUGAUGGCCUGCACAAGGAGGAAUCUCGAGGUGAUCCAGGACCUUGUGGAACAUGGCGCUAAUCCACUUCUCAAGAACAAAGACGGCUGGAACAGUGUCCACGUUGCCAGCCGAGAGGGGGACCCUGUGAUCCUCCAGUACUUGCUCACUGUUUGCCCAGACGCCUGGAAGACGGAGAGCAAGAUCGGGAGAACCCCCCUGCACACGGCAGCAAUGCAUGGCUGUUUAGAGGCAGUAAAGGUGCUUCUGCAGAGGGGCCAGUACCAACCAGACUGCAGGGACAGGUGUGGCUCCACACCCUUCAUGGACGCGCUUCAGUGUGGCCACAUCGACGUAGCCAGGCUGCUGCUGGAAAAGCAUCAGCGUGCCCACCUUCUGGUUGGAGAGCCUGCGAGGGUCUGGCACCAGCUGUGUUACCAUCUGCCCAGAAAAACCUACAAAGUCCAAAGUUUUGCCCAGAUGUCAGAAGUGUAUUUCAACACUCAGGAAGGACACGUGAGCACAGUCCAGGUGCUCUUAGCCUUGGGUGCCGACAUCAACUGUAAAGACGCAAGAAAUCGAUCAGCCCUGCACCUGGCCUGCGCAGGCCAGCACGCGGCUUGUGUCGAGCUCCUUCUGCGGUCCGGGCUGAGGGACUCUCGGGACGACACGGGUGCCCUGGCUCAGCAGCUCGCGUGCGGCACGGACACCCUUCAGUGCUUCGACCACAGCGCGGUGUCCUGA
Messenger RNA from Puma concolor (puma), 1053 nucleotides. The record is from RefSeq and is a predicted model, not a curated record. NCBI's taxonomy places the organism in Eukaryota, Metazoa, Chordata, Mammalia, Carnivora, Felidae.